AUGCAGUUGCUGGGGAGUAUCGCAGUCUCACUACUAGUGGCCACGACUUAUGCGGCCCCUAGUAGUGAGAUCGGUAAACAGCAAAGCUUGGAGCCUCGUGUUGCUGCCAAAUAUGCUUUGAAAGAGCCACCAUUGACGACGCCCUGGACAGACAAGGUGGGCACUCAUCCAUGGCCUGAGUACCCACGACCACAGCUGAAACGCUCUCAAUGGCAAAAUUUGAAUGGUGUGUGGCAAUAUCAGAGUGCUUCUGGUCUUGGCGAUGUUCAAAAUCCUCCUUUUGGACAAGAUCUGGCUCAAGAAGUCCUCAUUCCAUCUUGCUUGGAAAGUGGGCUUUCAGGCAUCCAAGGCAGCUCCACUCUAUACUCAUGGUUCUCAACCUCUUUUAAGGUACCUUCAGACUGGAAUGGCCAGCGGGUGCUGCUCAAUUUUGAUGCUGUGGAUUACGAAGCAACAGUCUUCGUCAACGGAAGAAACGCCGGUUUCCAUCGCGGUGGAUACUUCCGUUUUACCCUCGAUGUGACUCAGUUCGUCAAUUCUGGAAAAGAAAAUGAAUUACUGGUCUUCGUUCAUGACCCCACUGAUUCCGGGGACUAUGUCAUCCCAGUUGGAAAGCAAACACUGAAUCCCAGUCAUAUUUUUUACACUCCUUGCAGCGGCAUCUGGCAGAGUGUCUGGGUCGAAUCUGCUCCAUUGAAUCAUAUCACACAACUUGAUCUUGAUGCCAACAUGGAAGGCCAAGUAAAUAUGACUGUCCAUACCUCGGCACUAAACACUACUUCCAAUGUUCGAGUCACUGUUCAUGACAAUGGAAAUAUUGUUGCCACAUCUCGGGGACCGUCAAACCAACCAUUCCAGUUCAAGGUUGACUCGCCAAAGUUGUGGUCUCCCGACUCUCCCAAUCUGUAUAGUGUCACUGUUGAACUUGGGAAAGACCGCAUUCAAAGUUAUACCGCGUUCCGCACCAUCUCUAAGGGAACAGUUAAUGGUGUUGUCCGCCCACUUUUGAAUGGCGAAUUUAUUUUCAUGUUCGGUACUCUCGAUCAGGGAUUUUGGCCGGAUGGGAUCUACACGCCCCCUACCAAAGAGGCCAUGGUGUACGACCUGCAGCUUCUGAAGAAGCUCGGCUUCAAUACAGUUCGCAAACAUAUCAAAGUUGAGCCCGAGCUGUUCUACCAAGCCUGUGAUGAACUUGGCUUGUUAGUCGUCCAGGAUAUGCCUGCGCUACGACCUGCGGAUGGCAGAUUGCCUGAUGCCGCCCAGCAGGCCGAAUUCUCACGCCAGUUGGACCUUUUAGUCAACCAGCUCAAAAACUUCCCUAGUAUCGCGGCCUGGGUUGUUUAUAAUGAAGGCUGGGGUCAACUCAGAUCCUACUAUCCCGAGUUCGAAUUGACAGCGCGAGUAAAGCAGCUGGACCCAACCCGACUGGUGGACUCUACAACCGGAUGGUAUGAUCACGGUGCUGGAGAUUUCAGUGAUAAUCACCACUACGCCAACCCACAAUGCGGGACUCCCUUCUACUCCAUCAAUUCGAGCCCGUAUGAUGCCACCCGGAUCGGCUUCCAGGGUGAGUUUGGUGGAGUCGGAAACAAUGUUUCUAUCGAACAUCUUUGGAACGUACAAUCUGCUAUCAAUACAAUUAAUCAAACCUAUGAGAUCGACGAAACGAUUGACAGCUGGAAUUACCGGAGCCACCUCCUCCUCCAGGAGCUCCAGGAUCAGGUCAAGCGCUUUGCGUGCAGUGGAGGUAUUUGGACUCAGACCACCGACGUUGAGGGCGAAGUCAAUGGACUGAUGACCUACGACCGGCGUUUGGCCCGCGUCGAUGAGGACCAAUGGAAGGCAGAUAUUCAAGGUCUGUAUGAUGCUGCUGCUGCUCGAAGCCAGGCGACCGCCACCAAACUAUGA
Penicillium macrosclerotiorum is the source of this 1908-nucleotide messenger RNA. Its product is annotated as putative hydrolase. Gene Ontology annotation, biological process: carbohydrate metabolic process. Gene Ontology annotation, molecular function: hydrolase activity, hydrolyzing O-glycosyl compounds. Bases 1 to 1908 code for a protein of 635 amino acids. NCBI's taxonomy places the organism in Eukaryota, Fungi, Ascomycota, Eurotiomycetes, Eurotiales, Aspergillaceae. The transcript is spliced from 8 exons. The record is from RefSeq and is a predicted model, not a curated record.